AUGGCUGACUCUGACAGAAACUCCACGCCCGCCCUGAGGAUAAGUCAGUUGGAUGCCAGUGAGCUUGAUCAGGAAUUGUAUAGUUUGGUGAAGAGCCAGAUUUUAAAGACGUUCAAAUAUCAUAAGACUAAUAUAUUGUCCAAAGUUGACCCAGAAAUCAAUGCAUUUCUAAAACUUUUGAUUUGGCGAUUUUCGACAUAUGCUUCUGGGGCAACAAUUGGUCAACAGAUUUUAGGCAUCAAAUAUAAAGACAUUGUGGGCAGCCAAUGGAUGUCAAGGAGCCAGAAGAUUUGGCUUGCUACAAUUUUAAUUGGAUGCCCAUGGCUUCAAGAGAGACUCAGUGCUAUUUUACAUCUGAUAGGGUUAAACAAAUAUUCAGAUUGGGCAUCUCGUAUGGUUGGCCAUGCUGAAUUAGCUGCAAAACUGGGAUCUUUAUUGAAUUUCCUUAUUUUCCUGAGUCGAGGUUGUUAUUCGUCACUGACAGAGAGGAUGCUGGGAAUUCGCUCGCAUUUCCCACAGAGACAGGGACUUCGUCAGGUGUCUUUUGAUUUCAUGACCAGAGAGAUAAUGUGGCAUGGAUUCUCUGAAUUUUUAUUUUUCGUUUUGCCCCUGGUCAAUUAUCAGCGUAUUAAAAACUUCUUGCAACGCCAUGUGAUGCACUCUCCCAGCAGAGAAUGUGGUCGUCACAGAACCAGAACAGAUCUACAUCAGUGUGCCGUGUGUGGAGAGUGGCCAGUCAACCCUCAGGAGAUAGGCUGUGUCCAUGUCUUCUGUUAUUACUGUAUUCAGAGUAAUUUUAAAGCCGACAAUAGUUUCAGCUGUACAUCAUGCGGACAAGGCAUCCCAAGUCAGGAGGACAUACAGCCUGUGAAAAUUGCACUGGGUGGCGACAGUUGAUGGGUCUUUUUGGCUUCACACUGGCACCUGUGCAUGUCCCCAAGUCAAGAGAGCAUAUGGUAGCCAGUGGACAGUGUGCUGGAUCUUGAUGGCUUCACACUGGCACGUGUGCAUGUCCCCAAGUCAGGAGAACAUAUGGUAGCCUGUGGACAGUGUGCUGGAUCUUGUUGGCUUCACAUGGGCACGUGUGCAUGUCCCCAAGUCAAGAGAGCAUAUGGUAGCCUGUGGACAGUGCUCUGGAUCUUGUUGGCUUCACACUGGCACCU
Liolophura sinensis is the source of this 1163-nucleotide messenger RNA. Its product is annotated as peroxisome biogenesis factor 2-like. The record is from RefSeq and is a predicted model, not a curated record. Gene Ontology annotation, biological process: protein import into peroxisome matrix. Gene Ontology annotation, molecular function: zinc ion binding. Gene Ontology annotation, cellular component: peroxisomal membrane. NCBI's taxonomy places the organism in Eukaryota, Metazoa, Mollusca, Polyplacophora, Chitonida, Chitonidae. The transcript has 8 exons. The coding region runs from base 1 to 897 and encodes 298 amino acids.